This is a messenger RNA of Dendronephthya gigantea, 1472 nucleotides long. RefSeq lists its product as uncharacterized. Gene Ontology annotation, biological process: protein desumoylation. Gene Ontology annotation, molecular function: deSUMOylase activity. Gene Ontology annotation, cellular component: nucleus. Bases 3 to 917 code for a protein of 304 amino acids. The record is from RefSeq and is a predicted model, not a curated record. The transcript has 7 exons. NCBI's taxonomy places the organism in Eukaryota, Metazoa, Cnidaria, Anthozoa, Malacalcyonacea, Nephtheidae.
UCAUGAGCAGCUUCAUGUACACAAAACUAUGUAAAUAUGGCGUCCAUUCCAUAACGAAAUGGAUUCAAAAGAACCCAUUCUUUAAAGCAGACCUGUGCUUCAUACCAAUAAAUUGGGACAAUAAUCACUGGAGUCUUGGGGUAGUGGACUUUACUUCAUGUACCAUAUUUCUUUAUGACCCUAUGGCUAUGGCAAUGUUAAGAGAAGAGAGAAGCUUCCACAAAAAAAUUAGAUUACUGAUAGCACACCUUCAGGCAAUAUGCCCAGAAAUGAGUCCACCAGAUGUUAAAUAUUUUGAUAACUCCACAAAAUUUGAACCCAGACAACUUGAUGGAAGUUCAUGUGGGGUUUUUGUAUGCAUGGUAGCUGAUUAUAUGGUCAAUGGUUUGGAUGUGAACUUUACACAGGAAGACAUACCAUGUUUAAGAAAAUACAUGGCUGUUCGCCUAGCAAAUCCUGAAAAAAACGUCCAAAUACCAAUAAGGAAACAAACUGAACAUUGCAAUGAGGAUGACCAUGCCACAUACACACUUAAAGCAAAGGUUAGAAAUAUUCUGUCUCUAUCAGAUGAUGGCUUAGAGUCUGUCUUUAAAGAAGUAUUAAAGGAAGGUGAUAAAGGAUUCUUAACAAUUAGCUUGGUUUGUAAGCGAUUUAGACAGAUAGUGGGAAGAGACUCUUUUAGACGCACCACUCACUUCGCCUGGUUAAACAGUGUGUGGGAAUGGAAUUCAUCAUCAAAAGAAUUCAAAGAGGAGAAUUACAAAAUGUAUGAAAUAAAAACUUGUUUUCAAUGUGGCAUGUCAUUUAAAGAAAUGUAUGGCUUUAUUGGAAAUGGUAAAUUUGGCGAGUUCAGAAAAUUUUACUCAACUCUUGAAUAUCCAGGAUUCUGCAGUAAAGAGUGCAUUAAAGAAAGCUAAUUAAUAAAGUUGGAAGUAAUUACAUCAGGACUAUAUAUGGCAUAAACCUUUAAGAAAACAUCAUGUUUCAUAAUAUCUGUUGAACAUAAUACCAGGCUGAUAUUUUCACAGAUAGCUGCCACUGUUAAGCCGGUUUUCCACUAGCAAUAUUUUUGCGAAGCGACUUUAUUCCUUUGUAUUUGAGCAAUUUGUUCCAGAUGGUUGCAGUUAAGAGCUCUGGAACAAAUGUAAAAUGUCGAUUCGCACGAAUAAUAUCGCUAGUGGAAAACCGGCUUUAGACACCCUUGAUGGUCAUUGUGUACAUAAUAUACUGACAACUCCACAAAUUUAUCAGAAUCUUCUUUCACCUAUGUCCUUAUGAAACAUUUCAAUUGGACUUUGCUAAAGCCCAAGGGAAAUUUUCAUUGUCUUUGAAAAUAUCAACUUAAAAUUUGUUUGUAAAUAUAUGCUAGUAUUUAGUUGAACAUUGUUGUCCAUUUAUAAUAUUCACAUCUAUAUAAAUCACAUGUAAAAUAUUCACAAUUAUAUAGUUUUAAUAUAUAUUUUUUACUUACA